Messenger RNA from Mesocricetus auratus (golden hamster), 3287 nucleotides. RefSeq names its product transporter 2, ATP binding cassette subfamily B member (gene Tap2). The record is from RefSeq and is a predicted model, not a curated record. Gene Ontology annotation, molecular function: ATP binding; ABC-type oligopeptide transporter activity; ATP hydrolysis activity. Bases 150 to 2264 code for a protein of 704 amino acids. Gene Ontology annotation, cellular component: endoplasmic reticulum membrane; TAP complex. NCBI's taxonomy places the organism in Eukaryota, Metazoa, Chordata, Mammalia, Rodentia, Cricetidae. Gene Ontology annotation, biological process: transmembrane transport; antigen processing and presentation of endogenous peptide antigen via MHC class I; peptide transport. The transcript has 12 exons.
GACCUGGGCCGUGAAGUGAAAGCGAAAGCCAGGGACUCGGGCGGACGCCCUCAUUGCGAGACCGGCGUCGCUGGCACACCCAGGGGAUCCAGUUUGGGGACAGGCAGAUUUCAGAAGCGCUGCUGAGCGGCUGCCCCGCAGAGCCCACCAUGGCGCUGGCCCACCUGAGGCCCUGGGCCUCUCUGCUGCUGGUGGACAUGGCUUUACUUGCACUGCUGCAGGGGUCUCCGGGAAAUCUGCUUCCCCUGGGGCUUCCAGGACUGUGGCUGGAGGGCACCCUGCGCCUUGGAGGGCUUUGGGGGCUGUUAGCAGUGGGGGGGCUGCUGGGACGUGUGGGGACCUUUCCGCCCUUGCUCUGCCUGGCUACCCCGCUGUUUUUCUCUCUAAGAGCGCUGGUGGGAGGCACCAUGAGUUCCCCAGCAGUCAGAGUGGCCUCUGCCUCUUGGGUCUGGCUGCUGGCUGACUAUAAGGCUGCCGCGCUGGGCUGGGCCGUGUGGGCUGUGCUGAGCCCUCCAGGAGCCCGGGAGAAGGAAGCAGGCCAGGAGAAGAACAAGAGUCUGAUGUGGCAGUUGCUGAGGCUCUCCAGGCCGGACCUGCCUUUCCUUAUGGUCGCCUUCUUCUUCCUGGCGUGGGCUGUGCUGGGGGAGACCUUAAUUCCCCACUAUUCCGGUCGUGUGAUUGACAUCCUGGGAAGUGAUUUUGACCCGGAUGCUUUCGCCAGCGCCAUCUUCUUCAUGUGCCUGUUCUCUGUGGGGAGCUCCCUGUCUGCGGGCUGCCGAGGAGGCUCCUUCCUCUUCACCAUGUCCAGGAUCAACCUGCGGAUACGGGAGAGGCUUUUCUCCUCCUUGCUGCGCCAAGACCUUGGGUUUUUCCAGGAGAACAAGACAGGGGAGCUGAACUCAAGGCUGAGCUCAGACACUUCCAAGAUGAGCCGCUGGCUCCCUUAUAAUGCCAACAUCCUGUUGCGGAGCCUGGUGAAGGUGAUCGGGCUGUACUGCUUCAUGCUCCAGGUGUCGCCCAGGCUCACCUUCCUCUCCCUGCUGGACCUGCCCCUCACAAUAGCAGCCGAGAAGGUGUACAACCCCCGCCAUCAGGCAGUGUUAACAGAGAUUCAGGAUGCCACGGCUAAGGCAGGGCAGGUGGUGCGCGAGGCGGUUGGAGGGCUGCAGACUGUGCGCAGCUUUGGGGCCGAGGAGCAGGAGGUCAGCCGCUAUAAGGAGGCCCUGGAGCGAUGUCGACAGCUGUGGUGGCGCCGGGACCUGGAAAGAGCCUUGUAUUUAGCCAUACGGAGGGUGAUGGCCUUGGGCAUGCAGGUACUAAUCCUGAACUGCGGUGUGCAGCAGAUCCUGGCUGGGGAGGUCACCAGGGGAGGCCUGCUCUCCUUCCUGCUGUACCAGGAGGAAGUGGGGGACUAUGUCCGGAACCUGGUGUACAUGUAUGGAGAUAUGCUGAGCAACGUGGGCGCCGCUGAGAAGGUUUUCUGCUACAUAGACCGUAAGCCAAAUCUGCCCCAGCCUGGGACCCUGGCCCCUUCCAGGCUGGAGGGCCGCGUGGAAUUCCAAGACGUCACCUUUUCCUACCCGAGUCGCCCGGAGAAGCCUGUACUCAAGGGCCUGACGUUCACGCUGCAUCCUGGCAAGGUGACGGCGUUGGUGGGACCCAACGGGUCAGGGAAGAGUACCGUGGCCGCCCUGCUGCAGAAUCUGUACCAGCCCACGGGGGGCCAGCUGCUGCUGGACGGACAGCCCCUGGUCCAGUAUGAUCACCACUACCUGCACCGCCAGGUGGUUCUGGUGGGACAGGAGCCCGUGCUCUUCUCUGGGUCUGUCAAGGACAACAUUGCCUAUGGCCUGAAGGACUGUGAGGAUGCCCAAGUGAUGGCCGCUGUCCGGGCAGCCUGUGCGGACGACUUCAUAGGGGAAAUGCCUGAUGGGAUACACACAGAAAUAGGGGAGAAGGGGAGCCAGUUAGCCGUGGGACAGAAACAACGUCUGGCCAUUGCCCGGGCCCUUGUGCGGAACCCACGGGUCCUGAUCCUGGAUGAGGCGACCAGUGCCCUGGACUCCCAGUGUGAGCAGGCUCUGCAGGCCUGGCGAUCGAAGGGGGACAGGACGGUGCUGGUGAUUGCCCACAGGCUGCACACGGUUCAGAACGUUGACCAGGUGCUGGUGCUCAAGCAGGGGCAGCUGGUGGAGCACAGCCAGCUCAGGGAGGACCAGGAUGUCUACGCUCACCUGGUACAGCAGCAGCGGCUGGAGGAGUGAGGCCUCCGCACACAGAGCCACCCACUGAGUGCUCUCAGGACCAGACCCACGGGGACUGUGCUGGAGGCUGGGGUCGGGAUAAAGACUGGGACCAUUUCGGACUCUUGUAUGUUUUGGUGGGCUUGAGUGGGUGAGAGUUGGGGGAUGGGGUGGUCGCUGGGUGGAGUGAGUGUUUUGUGGUUCUAGAAACAUUAUUAUUAUUUUUUGCUGAUUAUAGUAAAUAUGUAUAGAAACGUUUUCCCUUAAUAUAUGCUAUGGUUGUAGUAUUGAUUGACAUUUUGACCGCAUCUAGACUCAGGGACAAACAUCUUCUGGGCAUGUCAGUGGGAGAGUUCUAGGUGAGGUUAACCGAGGUUGGAAUAACCGCCCAACUGCGGGUGGCGCCAUCCCCUGGGCUGGGGGCCCAGGCUGCAUGGAAGGGGAAAGAGAGCUGAACACCAAUGCCAUCUCUCUCUGCCUCCUGCGGAUGCCAUGUGGCCAGCAGCCUCUCCCUCCCGCCUUCCCUGACAUGAUGACUGCACCCUAAGUGGGAGCCAGACCAAACCGUUCCUCAAGCUGCUUUUGUCUCGCAUCUUGUUGCACCGACCAGAAAAUCAGCUCGUACCCCGCGUACAUACGAGGAAGUACACGUUUCAUAUAGACGUCUCACAAAGUGCAGUCAGUCCAUCCUGCGGUUUGCUUCACCAAUACCACCUGGACAUUCCUGAGGCUGCCUUCCUGCAUCCGUCCUUAUACCCACCAUGCCUGGCCCUGUACCUGAUAUUUUUGGGGGAAACUAGAGGGUGGUUGGACAAAACUCAGCUCUCGCGUUAACAGUGUUAACAACAUAAUUGUGAGUGAGGGCUGCAUUUGUGGACUUCGUGAGCAGGGGCUGUGCAACACGGUUGUCAUGUUGUAGCAGGUCUUUCUCUGGGCUGCUGGCUUCUGAAUAAUGAUUUGGAAACUUUUUAUUAAUUAUGAAAGGUUGGCCUUAGUUUAGGCUUGUUCCCAAGUAGCUCUUAAAACUUGACCUGUUUAUAUGAA